AUGACUGAGCAAGGUGCUGGGGGAAUGGACAGUGGUGGGUUCAUGGGCCAUACUCGUACCAAAUCCGAUGCCGAUGCCGUUCCACCAAAAGACGCGGCCGUCGAUGCGAGGGGGAAAACCACGAGCGAAGACGAUACCGAGUUCGCGCCAGCAGUAACAUCCGAUCAGGUUCCCCGGAGAGCGGAUGAGAGACACGAGUCGGCCGCGCCCAAGGGUAUGCUGUCAUCAACAGUAGCCCGCAACCCGUCAAGCAGUUCAACCCGAUCCGAGUCACCAUUAACAAGAGGAAACUCGUCCUCGAGUCAAACGAACGGCCCAAUAGAUUUCUCAAGGUCAGCGCCGUCUGGACCAUUAGAGCCUCCAGUAACCAAGACUACGUUGAGCGAGCUGGAUGUCAACAAAAUUAUCCACAACCCGAAACUCAGACAUGACAUAAACUUCGAUCCUGAGCUACACUUUAGGCCAAAUCUAGACGGCGAAAAGGGGAGGAGAAAACAGCAAAAGGCCGACCAAUUCUGGGCUAGCUUGAAGGAGCAACUGACACUUUUUGUAACGGACCGUGAUACCUUCUUGUCAAGGUACGGCGAGGAUGCACAGUGGUGUCUGCCACGCCUGCUCAAGGCAGUAAAGGACAUUAUUCAAACGCUGGUUCCAUCGCGAGACCGCCGCUACCUGAGCGAGGGUUUAAACGUCGAGCUGCUGAUCCAACAGUUCAAUAGGGGUGUAGCCGAUCUGGAGAAGCUGGCAUCAUGGCUCUCGUCGGUUCUCAAGCUGCACUGCGCCCCUAUGAGGGACGAAUGGGUCGAUGAGAUGUACCGCGAGCUCAGCAAUGGCAAUCGCAACAACGACAUCAACGAGCUGGUGAAGGGCAUGCGAAGCCUCCUGAGCGUGCUGGAAGCCAUGAAGCUUGAUGUGGCGAACCACCAGAUCCGAUGCUUGCGACCGAUGUUGAUCGAGGACACGGUGAACUUCCAGCAGCGCCUCUUUUAUAAGAAGCUCCAGGCGCGUAAGUUACCGAUCGAAGCCGCCAAGCGCUGGUACAGCAGGUCCGCUCGGGAACACUCGAGUGUUGCCACCCACUCCGAUGCCCUCCAAAGCCUUGGGGAUAUGGCCACAUUCUUCUACGGUCUCUCCAACUUGGUGCUGCCGUCUAGCUCUACCCCUACGGUCCCGGAUACUUUCGUAUUUGAUGAGGAUCGCAUCCUGAAGCUGAGAUCCGAUGCCGCAGACGCCAUAUGCCUCGACAUUUGCAUGAAGCAGUAUGAGGAUUUGGAGCAGGUUUCGCAGAUGAUGCCAUCAUCUAUGAGCAACUCGCAGCCGCCGAAUUUGGUCCCUGCAUACAUACUAGAGGAGGAGACGGUGCGUUCCAACCGAUCAUCGGUCGAUUUCGAUUUCAACACACCGCCCACUUCGUCGUCAAGACUUAGCUGGCAAUCUGGAUCAAGCCCCUGUCUCUCCAACACACCGUCACCCCGCAACUCCGGCUGCAUGUUUCCUCAAGUUGCUCCCACCAGCGCAGCCGACUCCCGCGCAAAGUCAGGCAAGCUUUAUUCAACCCUGGUCGACCUGCUGCAAACCGCCCCAUCGAUGCCCACGCCACAGCAGCGGUGGCAAAGCCUGGUUCCGGAUGUUGCAAUCCAGAUCAUGCGGUUUGUCAAUGCGCCGCAAGACCUUUUGCCUCUCAUUGAGCGCCGCCUGGAAGACUCGCUUGCCGAUUUCAACAGCGAUAAGUUUUUGGAUGCGCAGCACAGCUUCCACUCACGCUUGUUCAGCGAAUUGGCCGGCAAGGUACGCGAGUUUAAGAGCCUGUCAGGCUUGAGUCUUUUCACGGCAGCUACCAACAGCCGCGUCUCGAACCCGGGUGGGCGCUCCCAAGGCGCUCCUCAGUUCCUUCAGGUCGAUCGCUCACGGCAGGCUACGGCUGAGGAGCAUGGUCUGGAGGAUAUGGCCACGCGCAUGGCACACAUCGGACUGCUUCACUGGCGUGUGUGGUCGGAACUUGUUUACCGCGAAGUCGACAUCGAGGGCGAUGAGUCGAUGGAGAUGUCUGACGCUUAG
Molecule: messenger RNA, 2058 nt
Organism: Pyricularia grisea
Lineage: Eukaryota; Fungi; Ascomycota; Sordariomycetes; Magnaporthales; Pyriculariaceae
Exons: 1
Coding region: 1-2058 (685 amino acids)
Source: RefSeq, a predicted model, not a curated record